AUGAGACAGACCUCUUGUUUCCGGUCGGUGGUACACUGUUUAAUAUACAACUCGUUAUCCACUCCCAUCGCCAUCCCCAAUUCCCUAGCAGUUGAAGUCACCUUCGACUACAUACCCACCCUCUUCGCCGGCUUGUUGAAUGCUCACGGUCAGCUCGGACCCGCAGAGAUAAAGCCCAAACACAAGUUCGUGUUCAAGGACGCAAUACGCAAGGCCAAAAAGGACCACAAUUUGGACCUAAAGUUCCCGCCAGCACAUCCAUUCAUGCCCCUGCCCUCUCUUCGACUUGCGACUGCUCUGAGGCAGGAUCAGCACCCCCUGUAUUCCACUGUGGUCGAGAAUAUAUACCAUG
Messenger RNA from Sphaeroforma arctica JP610, 352 nucleotides. RefSeq lists its product as hypothetical. The transcript has a single exon. The record is from RefSeq and is a predicted model, not a curated record. NCBI's taxonomy places the organism in Eukaryota, Ichthyosporea, Ichthyophonida. The annotation marks the transcript as partial.